AUGGCUGGACCAGGAAAGCGAGGCCAAAUGCUGCAGAGAAAAGCUCAAGGUGCACAACAGCCUGCAAUACCUAAUUCAGUUGGAAGCAAUCAACCAAGAAGUGCAUCCAAGAGUGUAUCCUCAGAGGAUGCAAUAUAUGUCACUCCAACUUCUUCACCUAGAGAAAUUGCUAGUGAGAGUAGGAUGAUACACCAUCAGACAUCUGAGUCUCGUGCAUCCGGAGAAAAUGAGACAAAUCCAGUUUCGGAUGAGCAAGAAAAUGCUAUGCUGCUGUCAGCAAGAAGAAGAGGACGUACACGAAAUCUAUCAUUAUCAAAAAAAAGGGAGGCUAAUGAGACGCUCACCAUUGAAAUUGAUGAUUGUAUUCGGCGGAUUGUUGGGAAGGAUUCUCAAUACUUCAUCACAGAAGGGGGUUGUGUUGUUAGGAAGGCUGCUAGGCUUAAUGUUCCAAAGUGGUCCCAUCUCAAUCCCGGUGACCGAGAAGGCAUAUACAGCACGGUUACGGAUGACUUUCGAUUUUCAGAGCACAUCACCUCAAAAACUGCUAUUAAUAGGCAGUUAAACACACAAUAUCGAAAUCAUCGAUAUAGGCUUCACAAGUAUUUCCAGAGUUUUGAAUCAAGGCAAGAAGCAUUGAGGCAAGUUCCUGAAGGUGUGAGUGAAGAAGAUUGGAAGUGGCUGGUCAGCUACUUUGAAAAUGAUGAAUUUAAGAAAAUUAGUGAACGUAACAAGCAAAAUCGUGCCAAAAAUGACUGCUACACUACUGUUGGCACAAAAUCGCUUGCAAGAGUUGUUGAGGAAAAGAAAAGGAAAGAAGAUGUCGAGCUUUCAGAGAUAGACAUGUUUGAGUUAAGUCGAAAGUCAAAGAAGUAA
This is a messenger RNA of Coffea eugenioides, 873 nucleotides long. RefSeq lists its product as uncharacterized. The transcript is spliced from 5 exons. The coding region runs from base 1 to 873 and encodes 290 amino acids. NCBI's taxonomy places the organism in Eukaryota, Viridiplantae, Streptophyta, Magnoliopsida, Gentianales, Rubiaceae. The record is from RefSeq and is a predicted model, not a curated record.